Anopheles marshallii is the source of this 2904-nucleotide messenger RNA. It is a transcript of the gene AlaRS, whose product is annotated as alanine--tRNA ligase, cytoplasmic. The record is from RefSeq and is a predicted model, not a curated record. Lineage: Eukaryota; Metazoa; Arthropoda; Insecta; Diptera; Culicidae. The transcript has a single exon. Gene Ontology annotation, biological process: tRNA modification; alanyl-tRNA aminoacylation. Gene Ontology annotation, molecular function: ATP binding; amino acid binding; aminoacyl-tRNA deacylase activity. Gene Ontology annotation, cellular component: cytoplasm; mitochondrion. The coding region runs from base 1 to 2904 and encodes 967 amino acids.
AUGGAUACCUCGCUGACCGCUUCGCAGAUUCGGAGCAUUUUCCUGAACUUCUUCAAGGAGAAGGAACAUCUGUACGUGCACUCGUCGUCGGUAAUCCCGCUCGAUGAUCCGACGCUACUGUUCGCUAAUGCGGGUAUGAACCAGUUCAAGCCCAUCUUUCUCGGCACGGUCGAUCCGAACAGCGACAUGGCACGGUGGGUUCGGACGGCCAACACGCAGAAGUGUAUACGUGCCGGCGGCAAGCACAACGAUCUGGACGACGUCGGCAAGGAUGUGUAUCACCACACGUUCUUCGAGAUGUUGGGCAACUGGUCGUUCGGGGACUACUUUAAGAAGGAGAUCUGUACCUGGGCAUGGGAGUUGCUAACGGAGCGGUUGAAGCUACCAAAAGAGCGGCUGUACGUGACGUACUUUGGUGGACAUCCGGAGUCGGGUUUGGAACCGGAUUUGGAGUGUCGCGAGAUUUGGUUGAAGUUGGGCGUGAAGGAGGAACACAUCCUGCCGGGAAGUAUGAAGGAUAACUUCUGGGAGAUGGGUGAGACUGGGCCGUGUGGACCGUGUUCCGAGCUGCACUUUGAUCGCAUCGGAGGUCGGAGUGUUCCCGAGCUAGUAAACAUGGACGAUCCGGAUGUGUUGGAGAUCUGGAAUUUGGUGUUCAUUCAGUACAACCGCGAGCAGGAUGGUUCGUUGAAGUUGUUGCCCAAGAAACACAUCGAUUGUGGUAUGGGUUUCGAGCGGUUGGUGUCGGUAAUUCAGGACAAGCGGUCUAACUACGAUACGGAUGUGUUUGUGCCGCUGUUUGAUGCGAUCCAGAAGGGAACGGGUGCUCCGGCUUAUCAGGGACGCGUGGGAACGGAUGAUACCGACGGCGUUGAUAUGGCGUACCGUGUGCUGGCCGAUCACGCUCGUACGAUCACGAUCGCCCUUGCCGAUGGUGGGUUCCCGGACAAUACGGGUCGUGGGUACGUGUUGCGGCGCAUUUUACGCCGUGCGGUACGCUAUGCGACGGAAAAACUUAACGCAAAGCCUGGAUUUUUUGCGACGCUCGUCGAUACGGUUGUGUUGCUGCUUGGUGAUACUUUCCCGGAGGUGCGAAAAGAUCCGUUGCAUAUUAAGCACGUGAUUAACGAGGAGGAGCAACAGUUCCUGAAGACGCUGACCCGUGGACGCAAUCUGCUGAACCGAACGAUCGCAAAGCUGGGUGAUAGUAAAGUAAUACCGGGCGAUGUCGCAUGGCGGUUGUACGAUACGUACGGUUUCCCGAUCGAUCUAACCCAACUGAUGGCGGAGGAGAAGGCGAUGACGAUCGACAUGGAGGGGUAUGAAAAGGCAAAGCACGAAUCGUACAUCGUGUCGCAGGGCAAGGAAAAGAACAAAACGGCCACCAUCGAUCUGGAUGUGUACGCGAUUUCGGAGCUGCAGGAGCGUAAGGUACCGACGACGAAUGAUUCAUUCAAGUACCGGUACAAGGCGGAGUCGGUCGAUCCGUUGGCGCAGUAUGUGUUCGAAUCGUGCUCAGGGAAGAUUGUGGCAUUGCGUCACAAUAAUGCCUUUGUGCAGGAGGUGCAAGCCGGGCAGGAGUGUGGCGUGAUACUGGAUCGUACGAACUUUUACGCCGAAAGUGGUGGCCAGAUCUACGACCAGGGCUAUCUGGUGAAAGUGAACGAUGAGAGCAGCGAAUUCAAUGUGUCGCUCGUGUACAACCGGGGAGGCUACAUACUGCACAUCGGAGUCGUCGAAGGUACGUUGCGAGUUGGUGACGAGGUCCACUGCCACAUGGACAGCGUGAGGCGUCAGUUGACGAUGAAGAAUCAUUCGGCUACGCACGCACUGAACCAUUCGUUGCUGAAGGUGCUCGGACAGGAUACGGAUCAGCGAGGUUCUUUGGUAGUCCCCGAGAAGCUUCGGUUCGAUUUCACCAACAAAUCGGCGAUGACAAUCGAACAGGUUGCCGAAGCCGAACGAUUGACGCGCGAAGUCGUGAAGCGAAAUGUGCAGGUAUAUGCGAAGGAAGCAAAUCUGGCUGUAGCCAAAACGAUCCGUGGGCUGAGAUCCGUGUUCGAUGAGGUUUACCCGGAUCCGGUACGUGUGAUCUCGUUCGGCGUACCGGUGGAACAGCUGGAAGCCGACCCGACCGGCGAAGCGGGCGUAAUCAAUUCGGUAGAAUUCUGCGGUGGCACUCAUCUACAUCAAUCGGGCCAUAUGGUGGAUUUCGUAAUCACAACUGAGGAAGCCAUCGCCAAGGGUAUUCGACGUAUUGUCGCCUUGACCGGACCGGAAGCACUGAAAGCAUUGAAUAAGACGGAACUCUUAGAGCAGGAGGUCAGCAAACUGAAAGCCACGAUCGAGGGCGAUAAGGACGGGAAGGAAGCGAAGGAGCACGUGAAGAAAAUCGUCGAGCUAACGGACGAUGUGUCGCAGGCGACUAUACCGUACGUAAAGAAGGACGAACUACGCACGGUACUGAAGGCGUUCAAGAAGACACUCGAUGAUAAGGAACGUGCUGCGAAGGCCGCUGUUGCUAGUGGCGUUGUCGAGAAAGCGAAGGAACUCUCGCAAGCUCAUCGGGAUGCUCCGUUCAUGGUACAGCGACUGGAAGCCCUCAACAACACGAAAGCGCUCGAUUCUGCCUUGAAAGAGGUGCGCAAGGUAAAUCCAGAACAGUCAGCACUAUUCGUGUCGGUGGACGAAGAGUCGAAAAAGAUCUUCUGUUUGGCAAGCGUGCCGAAAUCGGCCGUCGAGAAGGGACUGAAGGCGAACGAAUGGAUCUCGCACAUUGCACCGGUGAUGGGCGGAAAGGGUGGCGGAAAGCCCGAAUCCGCCCAAGCAUCUGGCGGUAAUUUCGAUAAAGCUGAUGAGAUAUUGGAGCUGGCACGCCUUUUCGCUGCUUCGAAGUUGGAGUAA